AUGGGAAAUUAAUAAGAUAAACCACCAUAAUCAAUAAGCAAAUCAUAAUAAUAACAAUAAUAAUAAUAAUCAAAGAAAACUAAUCAAGUACAAAAUCAAUAUCACAUUGCUUAUACUUAGACAUUUAAUACUUAUUAAUAAGAAAAUAAAAUCAAUAUUUCGCAUAUUCCUAUAGAGAAUCAACAAUUAGGACUUUAAUUUAAAUAAUUCGUACUAUCAAUAUUCAAAACUGAUACCUUAAAUUUAUAACAAUACUUAGAUUUAUGUGAUAUCUUAACAAAAGCUCCUGACUAUAAUAUUAAAUAUUUAAAUAAGAUGCGUCCAGUUGAAUUGAUGUUUAAAUUCAUGGGAUAUUCAGAAAAUGACUCUAUAGCAAAUGAAGUUUGUUUAAGUGUACUGAAUAUUUUAUUUACUAUGAUUAAAAAUGGAGAUGCAGCAAAAUAUUUAAUGAAUAGAAUAUACGGUAAUUAAAAUCAUUCUAUAAAUAGAUGAUAGUUUAGAUUCAAAUUAAAGAGUAGGUUAUGUGUGCAAUAAAAUUAAUUCCAUAAUGCCUUUAGUUGGUGAUUAUAUUGAGGCCUAUUGGGUCAAAAUAUUAUCAUCUAAUCAAAUUCAAUCGAAAUUAGAAAAACCUAUAAUAAAGUAAAGUUCUAAAAUUAUUGAUGAUGAAAUAUUCACUGUACUUUCAACAUAAAAUCAUUUUUGUACAGAAAUGACAUAAUUGUAUAAUAAUUAAAGUAGUGGAACAAGUUUUAAUCGAUUAGCAUGGAACAUUUUAGGAUAUGGAGGACCAACUCUAAUACUUAUUUAUUUGGAUAAGAAAUGUAAAUAUCUAUUAUUCUAUGAAGUAAACAAUCUUCCAAUCAUAUUUGGUGCUUAUAAUCCUAAUCCUUGGACUGAUGGAUUAAAAUUCUAAGGAGAUUCUGGAUGUUAUUUAUUUUCUAUAAGUCCAAGUUUUAGAACAUAUUGUACUACUGGUAAUGGAUAAAAUUAUGCUUAUUUAAACACAAAAAAUAUUGAUAGAUCUAAAUAUAAAGUGGGAUUAGGAUUUGGAGGUAAUUCAGAACAUACUUCAUUUCGUUUAUGGAUAGAUGAUGAAAUUGAGAAUAGAUCAAAAGUUGCAUCUGAAGAUGACACUUAUCAUCCUGGAUAUAUUGCUGGAGAAAUUGAAGGUUAGAUAGGGAUUGUAUUUAUUGAAGUUUGGGGAUUAGGAGGCAAAUAAGCCUUAAUUUAAUAAGAAAAAUAUAGAUAGGAUAGAAUGGAAGAGUAUAUAAUAAUUGAUUAUAAUAUAAUAGAUUAGAGAGAAUGAGGAAAGUAGAUAAGAAAUAAUUCUUUAGUGGAUUUGAUUAGGCUAUGUUUUUAGAAAAAACUUUUGCUCAUAGAGAUCAAGUUAGGGAAGAAAUUGAUAGGGAUUGAU
Paramecium pentaurelia is the source of this 1414-nucleotide messenger RNA. Lineage: Eukaryota; Ciliophora; Oligohymenophorea; Peniculida; Parameciidae. The record is from the annotation of a GenBank genome assembly.